GUCUGGAGUCAGACUGAUCAAGAAGUAGUGAUGAAGGGUGAUGGAGAAAACGGUUCGGUAGCUACAGAAAUAAGGGAUGCCCAGGAGAAUGUCCCCGAAACUAAGGAAAAUGCAGCACAGGCAUGGCUUAGAGGUGCCAAAUUCAAAGAAAUUCUUGGUUCCGAUUCUAGUCAUAAGUCACUUUUCAUCCUUGUAGCCCAUGAAAGCGGGGAACAGGGUGUGCUUCUCCUCAAUAAGUCGCCAUUUUCUGAGAAUGUCGAGGAUAUCACUGUUAUGAUUGAAUCGGCUGAGCUUUCCGAGAUAAUGAAGAAUGACAUCUUUGGCAGUUACGAUGUGAUUAUACCUCCAAAACUGAAUCUGGUGAAAUCUACACUAAUAUAUCCUGCGAAUGAGAAAGUAAUAGCGAAAUAUCGUCAAGAAGAGAAGUACAUUAUUCAUGAAACGGCUGAAGAUUAUAAUACUAUCACCGUUGAAUAUAUCAAAAAGUACCAAAUGGAUUUGAAGUGGCUUAAUAACAUCUUAUCAAAGGAGUCUGAGGCUGACAGAAUAAUUUUUGAAGAUCCAGAUCCACACAAUGGUUUUAUCCUAUCUCCUGAUAUUAAAUGGGAUGGCACCUCGAUGGAGAAUCUCUAUGUCUUGGCAAUGAUUCACCGGAAGGGCGUCCGAUCAAUACGAGAUCUGACUGCGGAUGAUCUACCUCUAUUGGAGAAUGUUCGCACCAAAUCAUUGUCAGCUAUAAGAGAAAAGUAUGGUGUCCGGCCUGAUCAAAUUCGCGCAUAUUUCCAUUACCAGCCGUGUUUCUACCAUCUCCACAUACACUUUGUGAGUUUGAAAUACGACGCGCCCGCCAGUACAACUCUGGCUGCAGUUCUCCUUGAUGAUGUUAUCAACAAUCUAAAGAUCGCGUCAGACUACUACAAAAGGGCCACGCUGACGUUUGCGAGAAAACGAUCUGAUAAGCUUUUGGAAAUGUUCAGGGAAGCUGGUAGAUGUGAGCCAUAA
Messenger RNA from Haemonchus placei, 1002 nucleotides. The record is from the annotation of a GenBank genome assembly. Lineage: Eukaryota; Metazoa; Nematoda; Chromadorea; Rhabditida; Trichostrongylidae.